CCUAACUUCUCUCCUCACUCUGAACUUGAGCGCAGAUAAACUUGUUCUUAGGCAAGAUUUGUUAAGAUUUGUUUUGCGGUUUUGGGACCUGUUCAGUUGCGGGUUUUAGUUUGAUCGAGGAUGUCAAUGAGUUAGGAGUGAGUCAGGAAGAUGUAGAAACUACAGGCGCUGACGUCGCCGCGGUAGUUUCCUUUAUUUUGCAGCUCAAUCGCUGAACUUUAUUGUUGGGGGGGGAGUCUCAAGAAGUAACAGCUGCUCUUUGUUUAACCCUGCGCUGGAUGCGACCGACUAUUCCGGUUUUCUGUGAAGGAGAACUGUGGAAAAAUGUUGAGAAAGUUUUCUGCGUGUCCCACUGUGGAGGAGAAGGUUGUUCAAGAAAGGAGGCUGUGGGCUGCAGCUCUGGCUCUGGCCCUUCUGGGCUUGUUUGCAGCGCCUGGCUGGGCAGAGGAAGCCUCCUGUCACGGAGCUUAUGACCUCUACUUUGUUUUGGACAGGUCUGGAAGCUUAUCUGAUAACUUUAAAGAGAUCUACUACUUUGUGAAGAACCUUACGGACCGAUUCGUGAGUGAUCGAAUGAGGGUCUCAUUCAUAGUUUUUUCAUCCCAAGCUGAAGUUCUGCUGCCUCUGACUGGAGAUGGGUCUAAAAUUAAAGAGGGAUUGGAACGCUUGUACAAUAUCCAACCAGCAGGUGAAACCUACAUGCAUGAAGGAAUGAAAAAGGCUUCGGAACAGAUCAAGGCGCAGACCACGAAGUCUUCCAGCAUCAUCCUGGCUCUUACAGACGGGAAACUGCCAGUUUAUGUCCAUGAACUCACCGUGAAUGAGGCUGAUGAAGCCAGGAAAUAUGGAGCUCGUGUUUACUGCGUUGGUGUUGACGCCUCUGAUGAGAAGCAGCUUUCUGACAUCGCCGACUCCAUAGACAACGUGUUUCCUGUCAAAGAUGGCUUCCACGCUCUCAAAGGCAUUGUCAACUCUAUAUUAAAGCGAUCAUGUACAGAGAUUCUGACUGUUGAACCCUCCACCGUGUGCGUGAAUCAGUCCUUUGACAUCGUUCUCAGAGGGAACGGCUUCUCCAGCGGACGCAGCAACGAAGGUGUCUUAUGCAGCUUCAUAGUGAAUCAGCAAACCAUCAACAAAAAGCCAACAACUGUGCGCAAUGACUAUCUACUGUGUCCUGCUCCCGUUCUGUAUGAUGUCGGAGAGACUAUGGACGUUCUUAUCAGCCUCAACAGUGGAAAAACUUUCAUCUCUAAUGCCUUCACCAUCACUGCAUCUUCAUGUUCAGAUGGUUCAAUUGUUAUUAUAGUCAUCCUGGUGUUGCUGGCGCUUGUGGCUCUAGCCCUGAUGUGGUGGUUCUGGCCUCUCUGCUGCACAGUGGUCAUCAAAGACCCACCGCCGCCUCCUCCACCUUCUCGCCCCCCUCCACCUGAACCUGAGCCCCUGCCAAAGAAGAAGUGGCCGACGGUGGACGCCUCGUACUAUGGAGGAAGAGGAGCUGGAGGAAUCAAACGCAUGGAGGUACGGUGGGGAGAAAAGGGCUCGACUGAAGAGGGGGCCAGACUGGAGAAGGCGAAAAAUGCAAAAGUGUCCAUACCAGAAAAUGUGGAUGAGCCGAUGAUUAAACGGCCAACUCCUAAACCAACUUCCAGCAACCGACAGUCUGAGAACAAAUGGUACACUCCUAUCAAGGGUCGCCUCGAUGCUUUGUGGGCUUUGUUGCGUCGGCAGUAUGACCGAGUCUCCCUAAUGCGCCCAACAUCUUCAGACCAGGGUCGUUGUAUGAAUUUCAGCCGUGUGCCUCAUCAGGGGAGCAGAACUACGGUCUGAGAACCAGCUUGUGCUCAUCACUGUGGAUGAGAUGAGAAAAUCAGGGUUAUAAUGGAUUUUAAAAUGUUUCUUGCUGCUGGAACCACUACACGUCUACCGGGCCUCACUCUGUACUCAAACUUUCCUCUUCUUUUUUUUUUUUACCCCUGAAUCUUUGCAGCAUAAAGAGUGACACAUUUAACAUUUUUAAUUUUCUACCGUUAAUCCCUUAACUUAUUUCCUACCUUUUUCUUAUUCAGAUUUGUUUUUGUUUUGAUAUAAAAAAGGGGGGGCAUAAGCACACGGCGCCUCAGAGCUCGGCACUCAGACUUUGUUAGCUUUUCAUGUGCACCAAAGGCUUAACAUAUUCUGACCAUAUUGUGCCUUCUGAAAAAAGAAAAAAAAACUCUUUUCAUGGACACAGACGGAAACUAUCUUUAAAAAAAGAAAGGAAGGGGCCUGUUGCCUUUGGCGUGGAAGUCGGAAUAAUCCCAGUGGGCCUCACAAGUGCAGAAGUCCGUUUUCCUUUUGGCAAUGUCUCAUCUCGACUCUUCUCCAACUUCAGCAGUGCUGGAUGCCCGGCGGCUGCCCUUUGACUGGCUCAUCCUGUCAUUUUAUCACUGAGAAGUGCACACACAUGACAAAUUGUAGACAGGACGCCCCAAGGUAUUGAAAGGCACCAAGACUUUGCCCUUUAGUUUUUUUUUUUUAUUUAGUUUUUUUUUUUUUUUUUUUUUUUUUUACACAUACCAUCCCUUUAUUAUGCGCUCGGGACAAGAAAAUUAAUAGAGCGUUAUCCGACCGCAGGACACUCUUCUGACCGGGACCAUCUCCAGCUACGUUUGAGGGAUUGAUGCCUUCAAGACCUUGACAUGGCGCUUGGUGUUUUUUGCCCCUGUUUUGGGUGCAGUCUGCUCUCUGCUCAGUAAGGCGUAGCACAUCACUGCCGAUAAACAGGCCCAUCAGUUAGGACUUAAGCUACAGAUACAGCUGUACUCCCUGCCGCUCAGUCUCAAUCCUCCGAAGGGCUCCCGGGCCUGCGUCACAACUCGCCUGUUCCCCCAGCACCGGAAUAUCAAAGUUUAAUUAAAAUAAUUAAAGGCAACAGCAAGCAGCAGCCUGUGAAGACUUGGCUGUCUCCUUUUUAUGCCUUUUUGACUUUGAAUGACCCAUAACUGUGUUAUCCACAGCAAAAAAAAGAGGACACAGCGGCGUGGUGACGGUCCACCACGUCCAAAACGCAAACCCAAAGCAACGGAUGCGACGGACGGAUAAGUAUUGUUCAUUUCUAGUAAUGAUGCCCAUCGCCCCCCCAUCCCUCUUCCCCUCCACCCGGACAUCCCCAAAAUCUGGGGUUAUAUAUUUAUAUUUAUUGAGGACUUCUCAAUCGCGCUGUCAUGACGCCAAUCUUAAAUGAUGUUAGUGUGAGCGGAAACACUGUGGGGGAGGAAAGGGGGCAGCAGCUGAAGAAAAAGGCUCGAAUGAUCUAGUCACUUCGGAUACCGUACUUCAGAUGCAGAAUGGAUAUUCGAGUCGAAACCUGACAAAGCGUGCCGGCUUUGACGGGAAGCGGUAUAGACAAUGACCAGUGGCUGGGUCAGUGGGAUGUCUCCAUGCAAGCAGGGAAGCUUAUCAAAUGACACUAAAAAUAAGUUCAACAACCAUCAAGUUUGAGGGGGAAUGGGUGCGCAUCUCACAUUUGGGAGGCAAGAGAGUGUGGACGACUAACCGCGGUCUAAUUAUUACUUUGUUUCCGCUCCUUACUGAUUGGAAGGACAUAAAUAAUUCCAGAUCGAAUCCUCGGGGUGUGCUGGUAUUUCUGUCUGAGUUAAACGCUUUUAGCUCCUUGCAUAAUUUUACAGGUUGACAUUUAGUUCGUCAGACUCUUUCUGAAAUUUUAACACGUAGGCGGUGUCUGCUUUAUGUUGCCACCAAGUGCUGGAAUGCUAUUAACCUGGGCUAAUGAGGUAUUUACAUGGCAGUCACAACACAACCAGCCCUUCUAGUAACAUGUCACCCACUGAGUCUUCCAUACACAUUAUUGCACACUGUGGUAACACCUAUUGCUAUUGCUGAAG
This is a messenger RNA of Cyprinodon tularosa, 3884 nucleotides long. RefSeq names its product ANTXR cell adhesion molecule 2a (gene antxr2a). The transcript is spliced from 17 exons. Gene Ontology annotation, cellular component: membrane. Gene Ontology annotation, molecular function: signaling receptor activity. Bases 325 to 1827 code for a protein of 500 amino acids. The record is from RefSeq and is a predicted model, not a curated record. Lineage: Eukaryota; Metazoa; Chordata; Actinopteri; Cyprinodontiformes; Cyprinodontidae.